Messenger RNA from Motacilla alba alba, 5169 nucleotides. Its product is annotated as transmembrane protein 263-like. The coding region runs from base 168 to 551 and encodes 127 amino acids. The transcript has 3 exons. The record is from RefSeq and is a predicted model, not a curated record. NCBI's taxonomy places the organism in Eukaryota, Metazoa, Chordata, Aves, Passeriformes, Motacillidae.
CGGGUUGCCAUGGCGCUGCCCCCCGGCCCAGCCUCCCCCCGCCCGCCGGUGUGUGUUUACAUCGGGCAGGAGGAGCCGGAGCCCCAGCGCCGGGGGAGACGGGCACGCAGCCGCCGGCCGUCCGCCCUCCCUCCAUCCCCGCCGGGCGGUGCUCCGGGAGACGCGGCAUGAAGGGCCCUAGCUUAGAAACACAGAUGGUGGAUGAUGAAACUGAGUCUACAAGUGAAGAAUUGCCUCCUCAUCUGCGGGAAGAGCCUCCCGAAGAUGCCAGCAAGGACCACCCACAGCAGCAGGCAGGAGUCAUCUGGAGAGUGACAGGUGGCCUAUUCAGUAUCACCCGGGGAGCUGUGGGGGCCACACUGGGAGGAGUUGCCUGGGUGGGCAGCAAGAGUCUGGAGCUCACCAAAACAGCUGUGACCAGUGUCCCCGCUGCUGGCGUUGGACUGGUGAAGGGCAGCGUCUCAGCAGUGACCGGCGGCGUCGGAGCUGUGGGCAGCGCGGUCGCCAGCAAAGUCCCUUUCACGGCAAAGAAGAAGGACAAGGCUGACUAAUCCCUGUCACGGCUCCCUUCCAAAAGAUCAACCUGCCCAUUCUGUCCCCCUACCCAGCACCUCUUUGAGUUGGAACCAGCCGCUUCAGGGAGGGUCGAGCACCCAAGCAGACUCUGGCUGCAGCCUGCUCAGCACCGCCUGCCUAGCUCAGAGCUCACAGAGCCACUGUCAAUGCCUUUCACUCCCGUCACCUACUGGGAACCAUCUUUACUCUGAGGACUUUAACGGCGCGGUUGUCUCUGUCUUGUAGUUUCCUUUUUCCCUUCUUGUUCUUGUAAGCAUGGAGGGAUGGGAGAAGGCAUCAGGCUCCAUCUGCCUGGAGGGGAAGGUAGUAACAGGGGAUGGGGGGAACUAUGCCUAGCUUGAAGUGUGGGUUGUGUAGUCAAAUUCAACUUCAGCUGGGAAGACAGCCUCUGAAACACCCCUUCCCACUGGAAGGUGUGUUUGGGAGGUGUGCCUGGCAGAGAACUGCAGAAGUCCCAUCGACACAAAGGAGAGAUACUGUGAAGAGGGGGAAGCCUCCCUCCUGCCCUGCACCUCUUACCUUUUCUUUGCAGGGCCCAUCCCCACAAGCUGCUCCCCGUCACUCUCUGGCUGAAUUGAACCCUUCAGAGAGGCAACCCUCAAGCUCAGCAGAGCAGCUCUGGGGUGAUGCCACACCAGAGCAUGAUACAUCCCAGACCAUCAACUUCUGCACAGAUUUUCUCGGUGAGAGGGAGGAAUAUAAAAGCUGCUGUAUGUUCCCAUUUGGGGAAGGAGCUGACAGUGGCACUUGCUAGGCCUCUUUGAUAUUGCAGUACAGGCAGUGAUGUUCCACAGAGAGACCAGGCCUUUUGUUUGACCCUUGAAGUCCUUCCAGUAUCCCACUCUGUCACAAGGGUGUUUUGUCUCUCGGCCACACUCACACUCCACAAACGUCACUAGUAACCAGGAUCAAGUGUGUUCCCAAAUGCCAUCCAAAUUCUGCUGCAGGAAUGGAGGGGAAGCUGAGAGUCUUGCUCUCCUCACCACUCAGCACCCUCCCUGGGAGCGGGGGCCUGGGUGUGAGUGGGCUGCACUGUGUUGGAGAACACUUCCCAAGGGGCUGAGCGUGCUCCGACAGCAGUUAGCCUGCACAGAGCACCAGCAACUCCUCUUCUGCACGCUGCUCCUGCGGCCCCAGCCCGGCUCCUCUAAAGGACCAUGUUGCACUAAAUAGCCCACCUGUAGUCGUAGUGCUGCAGAAACCCAGACACCUGCAUCCAUCUGGGAGUCACAGCCAUCCUCACCCUGGCCCGUGACGCCCAAGGGGCCGUGUGGCAUUGUACCCACACAUACAAACACAAACGUGCACUCACUCACUCACUCACUCCCUCCAAGGUCCCCUGUAAUUCUUGGGAUGAGGAAAGCCCCAGGCUUCACCAUUAACUCUGCUGCUCCUGGCUUUGGCAGGUGAUUUGCCUUGGUCUGUAAGUGUUGGAUGCAUAGGCAAGUGAAGCAGUGCUUGUGCUGUAUUUUAUAAACAUGCAUCUGUUUUAACGUGCGUGUGUACGUGUAAGUCCACAGGCAUGUCUUCAGCCAGGGAAACAAACCUGUGCCACUGCCACAGAGCAGUUCACACAGUCAUCUUUGGCACUUUCAGCAUAUAGUUUUUAUAUAGGGUCCUAGUCAAAAGAAAAAUCAUGUUUUAGAGGAUGUUUUGCCCUCUGUUGCCCAAGAGCAUAGUUUAUUGAAACCAAAGGAAUGUGAAAAAUCCCCUUUCUCCUGUCUGUGCUGUUUAUUUUCUCUCAGCCCUAUCUUUUGGACGUUGAAGCCAACUUUCUUGAUCUUCAUUUCCCCUUGGAGGUCGUUGCACUUCCUGACUGCUCUCUUGUGCUUAGGACUUAGACAUCAGGGAAUAUUUAAGUACAACACCCACACACCCCCGCUACCAUUUUUGCUGAAUGUUCUUGAGCUUGUGAUGCAGUUUUCCUUCUGACCUUUAUUAAAUCCACAUUUUGGGAUGUAUGUUGCUGUGUCCCCCUGAUAAUCAUGCUGGUGUUAGUCACUCUCCAUACCCUUUGCUAGGUAGCCCCUGCUGUUUGCAGUGGUAAGAAGCUGCUGAUCUCCACAGUUUGCUAUUCUUGAUAGCAUGAGAAAAGUUUAACUUACAUUUUUGUUUCUGAAGAGGAAUCAGCAUUUGGUAGGUGUGUGCAUUUCCUCACUUCGUGUCCUUUGUUCAGGUGGAGGCCAAGUUGACCCUGACAUGCCGGUUUUGUCUCUGAAGGCAGUGGCUUCACAGAAAGAUCAGGCCUUGAUGUGUGCCUGUACUUUGCUGGGAUGCUCGUGGCAGUUGUCAAGGCCAGAAGAAGUCCUGUCUGUUCUCCCUUUGUCUCAAACGCCCUGCAAAGCUGGAGGACAGUUUGCACUGCAUGGAUCUCUGCUCACUGCUCUCCCUGUGCACAACUCGUCUCUUAUUCCAGAUCACAGACUGCCUCUGAAGUGAGCUCUAGCCCCAAAGCUGAAAGCUGCUUGUGUGUAACUAGCUGCAUUGUCACCAACCCUCUGAGAAAGAUAGCUUCUGGCCAAUUGGGACAGAAGAGUCUUCUUCCUAAAUGUAUCUCCUAGGUCUUGGACAGAAGAAGAUAGAAUCUAAGAACCUUCAGCAGCCAGCCCUGAGUGGGUGGUGGGAGGCUGAUUGUGCUUUUAGCUAAAUAGUCUCACACAGGCUCUUGCUGGGGGAGGCAGUACAUCCUGCCCAAGCUGUUGUCUGCAGGCCCUGUGUGUACACAGCAGGCAUGGCAAAUGGGAUAAAAGUGAUGUAAGGAAGGACACUGGGGCCCUGAGGGUUUCCCAUAUUUUUAUUUCUUCUCUUCUGUGCAUCCUUGCGGGAAAUAGAGUAAAGCCUAUCAUUUGUCUAGAACUGCCGUUGCCUUGCAGGAUGGCCUGGAGAAGGAGAGAUGAGCUGGAGAGGAGAACUCACAGCCUAAAUCUCUGUUCUUACAGCCCAGCUAAAGGACAGCUCAGGGACCAUGAGUAGCAAGAGAUCAAAUCAGCAGGCAGGGGUAGAAGAUGAAAUCUACUCUGAAAACAAGGCCUCACACUGCUAAACAGGCAUUCAGGAAUAAGAGAGCUCUGCAGGACUCAAAGGCUUUAAGAAAGUCUGUGCUAGGCCUGCUCAGUUCACCAUGGUGACCCAGUCCCAGCCUGCUUUUCUGGGCAUUUACAGUGCCAGAGCAGAUGAAAAACAGGAUCAGUCUUCCCAGUCUAAAAGUAAAGAUGUCUUCUGACAGCUUCGGUUGCAGGACAGUGGGAUCUGGAUUGGAUGGGAAAGCUGGACAGUGGGAUCUGGAUUGGAUGGGAAAGCUGUUGGCUCUUGUCAGAUGCCCUCUCUUUCCUCCUCCAGCCACCUGGGCCACCAGUGCAGCCCUUCUCUCACUGCCCGUUCAUGGUACGAAGGGCAAAAACUCUGUUGUGCAUAAAUCCCAUGGCUACUGGAUGGGGUAGCUUGGUACAAAAUAGGAGGGGGUGGCAUCGGGGUAGAGGGAAGGACUAAAGGGAGUUGAUACACAGAAGAUGAGGAGAGAGUGGUGUGACAAGAGGAGUUGAGGAGCGAGGGAACAAGAAAACGACCAUGGAAAGAAUUUGUUUCUUAGGACAGGCUUUGAAUCAGAAGAUGAGUGCAAUGGAGUUUGUCCUAGGGAAGAGUACAAAAAGGGGAGUGGGUCAAUGUGGGUUAUGGUGUGUGGUGGUGGUACAUGCCUGGCUCGUGCCCUGUUUCCAUAGUAAUGAUGAUUGCUAGCAAUUUCCAUUUAGGUAGAUCAGUGAAUGGUUGAAGCAUCAGAUCUGCUCCCUUCUUAUCACCCACCCUUCCCAAAUCUCCCCCAGGCUUUUUGUCAUGAUCUCCUCAUGAUGGGGCUGGGUCUCCCCCAUGGUGGAGGUGGGAUGUGGCCGUGUUCACAGCCCUGUCUCCCACCUUGCCUGGAUGUUCCCUGUGCCUGAUGAACGUGUCCUGGCUGAAAGGAAACCCACAGGUGCAUCCUCUCCUCCCUUUUCCCUGACCUUAGUCUCAUUAUCCUUUACUUUUUUAUCCCUCCCUUAGCUUUCAGUCUUGCCCGUGGAUAGAGCUCCCCAAAGCUUUUGCUGAGACCUUCAUUAAACAUCCACACUCACAGUGUCUGGGAAGGCAGAGGGUGAUUGCCCCCGCAGCUCCCCUGGCUGGGAGAGAAGUGCAUGUCUUCCACCCCUCUCUGUCCCCUUGUGUUUUGUGUGUGGAAAAUCUUAACCCACUUCUUUUUCUCUGGGUUCCCUUGUUGGCUCUUAUCCCUGUGGGUGGGUCAUUUCCGUGUCUCCAUUGCAAAGUCAUCCUUGUAAAAACAACAGCGUGAGUGGGAAUAUGGAGAUGGUUAGAGAGAGCCGCAGAGCCAGGGCCCAGCUCUGCUUCUGUAGGAGCUGAGGAGGCCUUUGGCAACCCAAAACUGUGGCCACGCGGUCCUGUGCACAGUGCUGGGCUCCAGAGAACACUUUUGUUCUUUAUCAUUUCAUUGUCUGUAAUUGGUUUCCUACUGAAUUUGUUUGCUUGGUUUGUUUUGCAGUGUGUUUCUGGGAAUAUUCUGCAUCUCUGUAUUUUAAUUACAGUAAAAUUUGAGGAUAAAAACCA